GAUAGAAUUAGUGAAUUAACUAAAAUCAUAAGGGUAGUUUAAGAUAAAAUGACUCAAAACUUCUGUCUUUCGUCUUCGAACCACGCAGAGGAGGAAAUCUAUUACACGCCAAGUAGCGAAGCUCCCGUCCGUUUCCUCAAAACCAGUUGAAAUCCAGGAAAAGGGCAGGAGAAGACACUUCGACCUCCAGCUAAUGCUCCUGCUUAGGUUUUUUCUAGGGUUUCUUGAUCUUUGUACGAACCAGAUUUUUAUGUGACUGGAAGAGGUCGCUCUGUAUUUCUAGGGCUUUUGCUUUUUUGGGCUUUCGCGACUCCCGAUACGAAGAAAAAGAGAGAAGGGGGAGAGCAGCUAUGCAAACGGAAGCUCGAGUAGGGGUCGUCGUUGAGGGAGGGCAGAGAGCUCUCAAUUCUGGCCAUGGAGCCUCGAGGGAUGCUGGUGCUCGGAAGUUCGCCCACCAGCAACAUCGGCAGCAACACCAGCAAUCGUUGCAUCAGCAAUCGCAGAUAGGAACGGUUUCUCAGUUACUCGCUGGAGGCAUUGCUGGCGCCGUUAGUAAAACCUGCACGGCCCCUCUUGCUCGCCUUACCAUUCUAUUUCAGGUGCAAGGUAUGCACUCUGAUGUUGCUACACUGAGCAAGGCUAGCAUAUGGCGUGAGGCUUCACGUAUUGUUUACGAAGAAGGUUUUAGAGCAUUCUGGAAAGGAAACCUGGUUACUAUUGCUCAUCGUCUGCCAUAUUCUUCUGUCAGCUUCUACGCUUAUGAACGCUACAAGAAUUUACUACAGUCAAUUCCAGGACUAGAGAGUCAUAGAGAAAACAUCACUGCAGACCUUUGCGUGCGUCUAGUAGGUGGUGGUUUAGCAGGAAUAACAGCUGCAUCAAUCACAUAUCCAUUGGAUCUUGUGAGAACACGACUUGCAGCUCAGACAAAUGUAGUUUACUAUAGAGGCAUGUGGCAUACACUUAGUACUAUCAGCCGAGACGAAGGUGUUGUUGGCUUGUAUAAAGGUCUUGGAGCAACUUUGUUGGGAGUGGGCCCUAGUAUAGCCAUCAGUUUUUCAGUUUAUGAGACCUUGAGAUCUUUGUGGCAGUCACAGAGGCCUCAAGAUUCUCCUGUCCUUGUCAGCCUUGCCUGUGGCAGUCUUUCAGGAAUUGCAUCAUCAACAGCAACAUUCCCUCUUGAUCUUGUGCGGCGGAGGAUGCAGUUGGAAGGGGCAGCUGGUCGAGCCCGUGUAUAUAAGACAGGCCUAUUAGGUACAUUCAGGCACAUUAUCCGAACUGAAGGCCUCCGUGGCCUUUACCGGGGGAUCUUACCAGAAUAUUACAAGGUUGUGCCAAGUGUGGGCAUUGUCUUCAUGACAUAUGAGACUAUAAAGAUGCUCUUGUCAGAGGUUCCUGCCGAAGACUAGAGUUUGUGGCUUUUUAGGUUUCUUUUCAGCAAUCAUCUUGGCCAUCCAAUGGAACUGGUCAGGUUUGUUAACGGUAGGUAGGUAAAUGAAGAGUUCGUUUUUGGUGCCGCGAGGAAAUUCCAUGGUGGUAAAUUUUGUGAUUGCCUCCAUAAAACCAUAUUUUCCCAUGUAUAGAUAGAUAAAUAGGAAAACAGUUGAAUCAUAUCAAGUGUAUCAAGCGUAUUUAGUUGUUGACUUCAGUAUUCAUUGAUGAUCAUUUUCAUCACAACAGUUUUGUUGGUCAGUA
Messenger RNA from Nelumbo nucifera (sacred lotus), 1695 nucleotides. RefSeq lists its product as uncharacterized. Gene Ontology annotation, biological process: transmembrane transport. Lineage: Eukaryota; Viridiplantae; Streptophyta; Magnoliopsida; Proteales; Nelumbonaceae. The record is from RefSeq and is a predicted model, not a curated record.